AUGUCCAAUUCUAAACCGAUCCCCCAAAAGAAAAGGGGGCUAGGGCUGGACAUGGCUUCGUCUUUCAAGCCCGCUUCGCCAAUAGCGCAAGAGAUACUAGCUAGUGAUCUAGCUGAAUGCUCUGAAGAUGAGAUAGUUGAAGAUGUCUUCGAUAAUGGGCCCGAGUCCGAGUCUGAAACUGAAAGUGGACCUGUCUUAUAUACACAACCUACUGGAAUGGCCUUUGGGUAUAGGCGACCGAGCCUUGUAAUCGACCCGGUCAACGAACCCAUUCUUACCAGAGUCGAAAAGAGGCAGUCUCGCAAUGCUGAACGCAGUUUGCUAAGAGAUAACCACAUCAUUCCGCCUAAACAUAUCCCAAAAGAGCGGCCGGGGACAUUUUCAAGGUUGUAUAAGGCCAUGUUUAGCACCAAGAUUCGCAAAUUGCCAGAGGAUGACGAGGCCCCUAGGAUCACGGCUCAACCCUCCGAGACCUCACCUCUACUAGCUGGUACUGCUGGCUCGUCGACCUUACACCGUGAGAACUUAAAUGAGCAGUGGGAUGCCGCGGUGGCCUCUGGGAUGAUAGAGACAACCUGGCAGAGGGAGGCCAAGACUAUUGCAACUUACUCGCGAUCGUUAAUCUUGACAUUUCUAUUGCAAUAUAGCAUCAAUAUCACUAGUAUUUUUGCCGUCGGGCGGAUUGGAAAAAUUGAGUUGGGUGCUGUGAGUUUGGCUACCAUGACAGCGAAUAUUUGCUGCUAUGCUCCAAUGCAAGGUUUAGCCACAAGUCUGGAUACUCUCUGCGCACAGGCAUACGGAUCUGGUCAUAAGCAUUUAGUAGGUCUUCAGCUCCAGAGAAUGACUUACUUCUUGUGGUCGCUUGUUGUCCCUGUUGCUGUGCUAUUCUUCUUUGCCGAGGAUAUACUCCUUCUUAUUGUCCCUGAACCGCGAUCUGCCGAGCUCGCUGGCCUAUACCUUCGUGUUAUUAUCGCAGGUGUGCCCGGCUUUGUCGCAUUUGAGGGAGGCAAGCGGUUUGUUCUAUCACAAGGUUUAUUUAUUGCAACAACUUACGUCUUGUUGAUUGCAGCCCCUUUAAACAUCUUCAUGAACUGGCUUUUCGUUUGGCACUUCGAGCUCGGAUUUGUUGGUGCACCUAUCUCCGUUGCGAUAACGCAAACAUUAAUGCCAUUCCUCUUACUAUCCUAUGUAUUGUUCGUAGAUGGUUCCCAAUGCUGGGGAGGCUUUACCCGACGUGCUCUCAACAAUUGGGGUCCUAUGAUUUGGCUCGCCUUGCCUGGCAUGGUGAUGGUGAUGGCUGAAUGGCUUGCAUUUGAAAUCCUUACCUUGGCAACGAGCCAAUUUGGAACAUCUUAUCUAGCGGCACAGAGUAUUCUGAUAACUCUGACGUCAACAACUUUCAAUAUUCCCUUCCCCGUUUCUAUUGCUGCUUCUACUAGGGUUGCUAAUUUAAUAGGGGCUCGGUUGAUUAAUGCUGCCAAAACCUCAGCUAAAGUUGCAUUCGGGGCAGGUUGUAUUAUUGGAUUAUUCAACCUGAGCUUACUCGCGGGCCUCCGUUAUCAGCUCCCCCUUCUCUUCACCAGAGAUGAAGAGGUAAUUGAUAUAGUAGCAAGAGUCAUGCCGCUUGUGGCGGUUAUGCAGGUUUUCGACGGCCUUGCAGCUGUUGCCCACGGGUUGCUUCGUGGUAUCGGGAAGCAGUCAUUUGGUGGUUACGCAAACCUGUCGAUCUACUAUCUUCUCGCGUUGCCCAUCUCGUUUGCCACCGCUUUUGCACUUGAUUGGAAGCUUAUAGGGUUGUGGCUAGGAACUACGAUAGGAUUGGCCCUAGUUGCUGCAGUGGAGUUUUGGUAUACUUGGGUGUCAGACUGGGAGCAGUCGGCUCGGGAUGCUGAGAGUAGGAAUGCAGCUGGUUAG
Messenger RNA from Daldinia childiae, 1914 nucleotides. RefSeq lists its product as uncharacterized. The transcript is spliced from 5 exons. Bases 1 to 1914 code for a protein of 637 amino acids. Gene Ontology annotation, cellular component: membrane. NCBI's taxonomy places the organism in Eukaryota, Fungi, Ascomycota, Sordariomycetes, Xylariales, Hypoxylaceae. Gene Ontology annotation, molecular function: xenobiotic transmembrane transporter activity; antiporter activity. Gene Ontology annotation, biological process: xenobiotic detoxification by transmembrane export across the plasma membrane. The record is from RefSeq and is a predicted model, not a curated record.